This is a messenger RNA of Melampsora larici-populina 98AG31, 1899 nucleotides long. RefSeq lists its product as uncharacterized. Gene Ontology annotation, molecular function: biotin--[biotin carboxyl-carrier protein] ligase activity. Gene Ontology annotation, cellular component: cytoplasm. Bases 1 to 1899 code for a protein of 632 amino acids. Gene Ontology annotation, biological process: protein modification process. The transcript has 4 exons. The record is from RefSeq and is a predicted model, not a curated record. NCBI's taxonomy places the organism in Eukaryota, Fungi, Basidiomycota, Pucciniomycetes, Pucciniales, Melampsoraceae.
AUGAACGUUUUGGUAUACUCAGGACCCGGUACCUCGUCUGCUGCCGUGGCACUCACUCGCAAGAGUCUCAAACGACUAUUAUCAAACGGUUAUGAUGUGAUGCUAGCACCAGCUCAGAUGGUUAUCGAACAGCCUUGGACAGAUUCAAGUUCAUUAUUUGUUAUGCCAGAUGGAGAACAUUCAGAGAUCGCAAAAGGUUUAGGACCAUCUGGGAUAGAUCGAAUUCGUCAAUGGGUCUUUGAUGGUGGCGGUAUAUAUCUUGGAAUUGGAAACGGGGCUCAAUUGGCUUGUAGUCCUAAGAUCAAACUAGACUCUCAACAAUGGAUGUCACUUUAUCCUGGGUAUUGUAUGCCUUUGGAAUCGAAAGCCGGCGGAUCUGGUGACGAAGAUAUCGAUCGAAAUACGAAGAUCAUGAUUCAACGGGAAUCUUGGAAGGGCUAUUGGACUUCAUCACUCGAUUCGAUUCAAGUUCUUGGCAAGUGUACUUUUUCGGAUCCAUCCUCUUCAAACUUGCUGCCUACCGAUGCGAUAUCACUUGCGAGCUAUGCAAAUCGACCAGAAGCUUCGAUCGCAGCACUCAGAUGCUCGGCCGGAAAAGGUCAAGCAAUUCUGAUGGGAUAUGAACUAGAUUUAAACUCAAAAAACAGCUCUAUCUCUCAUCAAAAUGUAGAGUGGCUCAAACAACUCUUAUUAAUGAUGAAUCUUAAUGUUUCGGAUCAACUCGAAAGCUCAAUCUUACCAACUCCUCAAUUACUCCUCUCACUUUAUCCGCACAAACUAAAUACAAUCAAAACCCAGUUCAAGGCCAUGAUUGGACCUGAAGAAUGGAUAUCGGACACUCAAGAUGACUUUAGCCUCCAUAAUGAUGAAAAUCAAAUAACUCAGCUCCCGCCAACAAGUGAUGAGAAAGAUCACUUCCAAUUAGUCAUCAUUUCAGAUAUUUCGUACCGACCUAAAUUGGCUACAUCUUUCGAAUGGAAUGCGUAUUUCGAGGCAUGGAGGCGAUACAAUUUGGUUAAUGAGAAUCCAUCUGAUUGUACCUUUGGGAGUGUGGUUUUGUAUGCCGAGUCGGUGACUAGCACUCAAUCUUUAUUAGAAAAGAAUUCGAAACUUACAAGUGUUUUACCGAAUGGAUUGGUUUUCAUUGCUAAACAUCAAACUUCAGGUCGUGGUCGAGGAAAGAAUUUUUGGAUCUCAUCAGCUGGUUGUGCUCAGUUUUCAUUAUUACUUAAGAUCGACAAGAACCAAGGAUCUGGGGUGAUCUUUUUGCAAUACUUAUUUGGUUUAGCAGUUAUUGAAUCUGUUCUAAAUAGACCAGGUUAUGAAGCUUUACCAAUCAGGUUGAAAUGGCCAAACGAUUUGUAUGGAUCACUUAAAAGUCCGAGUCAGUCUGAUCCUUCAGAGAAUUUAAGACAUUAUAAGAAGUUGGGUGGGAUACUUGUAAAUGGAUCUUUCAACUUACACGAAUGUGUUAUGGUCAUUGGUUGCGGGAUCAAUAACUCGAAUUCUCAACCUUCGACAUCAUUAGAUGAAGUGAUUGAUAAGUAUAAUGAAGUAAAUCCAAAUGCUCAAUUGAAAAGGUUGUCACAUGAGGAUUUGAUUGCUGGUAUCUUGAGCACGUUUGAUAGAAUGAUGAAAGAAUUUCUUAUCAAAGGGUUUAAACCGUUUGAGAAAAGAUAUCUAUCGACUUGGCUGCAUUCGAAUCAAAUUGUAAGAUUAGAAGACACUGACGAAAUGGUCAAGAUUCAUGGGAUUACACUUAACCAUGGAUUAUUAAGAACAAAGAAAGUCGUGAUGAAUUUCGAGGGUGAAUGGGUCGAAGAUGGAGAAGUGAUUGAUUUACAACCGAAUAGUAAUAGUUUUGAUAUGAUGUCUGGAUUGAUCAAAACCAAAACUUGA